AUGGAAUUCCAGAACCUAGACAACUCAAUUGAGAGCUCCGUGACCGGUUCAAUUCAAGGGAAGCCGCUGAACUUAAGACUCGAGUUGAGAAAGAGGGCUAGGCCAAGGAUAGGAGGGCUUUCGGGGACCGGGGAAGACGGGUGGAUUAUAGAGCUAGGGGCGGAUCGGAGGUUUGUCCAUUGGGAUUGGGCAUGGACGAGCCUCGACUCGGGCCAGCAAAAUGAAAAAAAACUUGUCCCAUCGCAUCGAGAACCGGUAAGUUGGACUAGCUGCUCCCAUUCCUCAAAGCCUGGAGUGGAUUCUAGGGGAAGGGCAGAGCCUCACCUUGCACUGCCACUCCUUGCCCUAUUCGGUCAAGCAGCUUCACUCCUCUCAAAUCCUAUUUUUUCAUCGAAUCGGGUGAAUUCUAAGCUUAUUCCGGUUGUUAAGCAGAAGAAGAGGGAGAAAGAAUGGGCACAGCCCCACGCCCGCAUUUUCGACCUGAAAGGAAUUGAAAAUGAAACAAGAAUCUGUGUAGUUGACUUGCUUACUCUAACAACCCGCCCUACGGAUAGGAGUUCCUAUCUCUACCGCCUAUCCAACCCGAAGAUUCUUAUUCAUGGUGGAGUGCUUCGAGUAGGAUCCGACCCCAAACCAGCAGUCAAACUCCUUAUCGACCCGACUCACCUGCCUCCGAAGCCGGAAUGCCUUUCUUUCUUUUAUAGAGGAGGCUACCCGAGGAAUCGAUAA
Sphenostylis stenocarpa is the source of this 729-nucleotide messenger RNA. The record is from the annotation of a GenBank genome assembly. NCBI's taxonomy places the organism in Eukaryota, Viridiplantae, Streptophyta, Magnoliopsida, Fabales, Fabaceae.